Olea europaea var. sylvestris is the source of this 4989-nucleotide messenger RNA. RefSeq lists its product as uncharacterized. Gene Ontology annotation, molecular function: RNA-DNA hybrid ribonuclease activity; nucleic acid binding. Gene Ontology annotation, biological process: DNA integration. Bases 1 to 4989 code for a protein of 1662 amino acids. The record is from RefSeq and is a predicted model, not a curated record. Lineage: Eukaryota; Viridiplantae; Streptophyta; Magnoliopsida; Lamiales; Oleaceae. The transcript has 3 exons.
AUGGUCAAUACACGUUCAGGUCUUCCUCCAGUAAGCUCAUCCAUCCCGGAUAACCCUCCACCUCCUGUGGAACACCAUAUUCCUCAAGAAGAGUCGUCGGAGAUGCUAGCACCUCCUCAAGCUAUUGUUUUCGCCGGAGCUUUUGAGGAACUUCGCCAGCAGGUGGUUGCAUUGACCCAACUGCUAAGUCAGAGAAAUUCGCAUCCAUCUCACACCCCAACACCUGAAGGUAGCUUUAUGACAGAUGUCCGGACUCGAGUUCAUCAUGCAACCCAUGAUGACAGUGGGGUUGGAACCUUAGGGGUACCACAAGUUGCAUCAGGUUCAAGGUCCGUUGCAAUAGACUCCGCCGAACUUGCAAGAAUUAUUGAAGAAGGGAUAGCAGCGGGCAUGCAACAAAAUACUCGGGCAGCAACAGGGUUCACCCCCAAUACACCAUUCACUCCAGAAGUCCUCUCGUACCUCCUUCCCGAUAGGUUCAAGUAUCCUCGGAUAAAGGAGUACGACGGGACAACCGACCCCAUCAACCAUCUCAAUGUAUACACGGAUAUCAUGAACUUACAAGUUGCACCAGAUGCGGUAAUGUGCAAGGCAUUCCCUCAAACCCUCACGAAUGCGGCUAGAGAUUGCAAAAGAAUCAGAAAGACAGCUGUAUCGCUCAUGCAGAUACAUCAAGGACCCAACGAAACACUGCGCAGUUUCAUGACCAGGUUCAACAAAGAAAGGCUUCAGAUCCUCGAUCUACAUAUCACAGCUGCAGUCUCAGCUCUGACUUACGCCAUUAAGUGCGAAGCGUUCAAAAUGUCCUUAUCUAAAACCCCGUCGAAGUCAGUAACCGAGCUACUCACACGGGCUAAGAAAUACAUCAAUAUGGAAGAAACCAUGGCCCCAAAAAGGGAAGUUACCUCAUCAGGGAGGUUGGAUCAGAAAAGGCCACAUGAGUCCAGCUUAAGACAAGAGAUACCUAGGGUCAAACCAAGAAAGGAUCCACCUUCAACGGCUUUCACCCACCUGAACACUUCGAGGUCCAACAUCCUGAUGGAAAUCAAGGACUCUAGGGAACUGAAAUGGCCUCCCCGAUUGCGGUCUCCCCCCCCCGAUACUCGUGACAAGAGCAAAUACUGUGAUUUUCAUAGAGAUCACGGCUAUACCACAGAAGAUUGUCUGGCCUUAAAGCGGGAAAUCGAAGCUCUUAUAAGAAGAGGAUUUCUGAGCUCUUACAUUAACAAUGACAAACGCCCGAGGAAUAACCAGAAUGGGGGAAAAGGCCCAGAGGAUCGAGGAAACAAGCAAUCAACUGCAAGCACUAUCAAUAUCAUUGUUGGAGGAACAACCUCGAGAGGAGACUCUAGCAGUGGGCGAAAAGAGUAUGCCAGACAGCCACCGAUCAUCUCAAGACAAGAUCUUGGUCGUACAGAGGACAUCAGUUUUGGGAUGGAUGACUUGGAAGGCAUAGCAUUCCCCCAUGAUGAUGCUCUUGUCAUAUCGGCCAUCAUCGCCAACUUUGAAGUCAAGAGAAUUCUGGUAGAUAACGGAAGUGCAGCAAACGUAUUGUCUCACGAAGCUUUUGUUCAAAUGGGGAUCUCGUCAGAACAACUAAAGCCAGUGAAAACACCCCUGCAAGGGUUUGGAGGUGGGGUCAUCACCCCGGAAGGUAUCGUCGGGUUACCCUUAACAUUGGGAACCGAAGGUAAGCAGGUAACACAGAUCACUACCUUUGAAGUCGUUCGUACGUCGAUGGCUUACAACGCCAUAUUGGGAAGACCAAUGCUCAACAGAAUUCGAGCUAUUGUCUCAACUUUUCACCUGGCUAUGAAAUUCCCUACUCCUAAUGGCAUCGGGGUAGUCCGAGACAACCAAACGGUGGCCCGACAGUGUUAUGUAACCAGCGUUCGAAAAAUCAAAAAUGACAUCAUGCAAGUUACAGAGCUCGAGCUCGAGCAUGAAAAUUACGAAAGGCUGGCUCCGGUAGAAGGAUUGGAGGAGGUCGAGAUCAAGUCCGAAAGAAAAGUGACAGUUGGUCGAGGGUUAGAUGCAGAGAUCAUGGCUGAACUUUUAAGCUGUCUCUCCCGGAACAUUGAUGUGUUCGCUUGGAAUGUUGAGGACAUGCCUGGAAUUGACCCAGAGGUUGUAGUACAUAGACUUAACGUGAACCCAAAAGCAAGACCUUUCGUUCAAGAGGUACAAUACCCCGAAUGGCUUGCCAAUGUGGUUCUUGUCAAGAAAGCUAAUGGAAAGUGGCGAGUUUGCAUUGACUUCACAUAUUUGAAUAAAGCAUGCCCCAAAGACAGUUAUCCACUGCCCAGAAUUGAUAAUCUCGUAGAUAGCACGUCAGGUCAUAUGCUGUACAGCUUCUUGGAUGCUUUCUCGGGGUAUCACCAAAUUCUUAUGGCAGAAGAAGAUCAAGAGAAGACCUCGUUCAUGGCAGAUUCAGCCAUCUACUGCUAUAGGGUCAUGCCCUUCGGUCUGAAGAAUGCUGGAGCAACAUAUCAAAGGUUAGUGAACAAAAUCUUCGCCAAGCUAAUUGGGAAAACAGUCGAAGCGUAUGUGGAUGAUAUGGUGGUCAAGAGCAAACAGUCGAGUAGCCAUGUUUCUAAUCUAGAGGAAGUGUUUGCUACGUUAAGGAGGUACAGCAUAAAGCUCAACCCGGCAAAAUAUGCAUUUGGGGAGGCAUCUGGAAAAUCCCUGGGUUUUAUGAUCACGCACAGAGGAAUAGAGGCAAAUCCCGAUAAAAUUCAAGCUCUGAUAAGUAUGGAGGCCCCUAAAUGCAAAAGGGACAUUCAGAAGUUGACAGGUCGCAUAGCAGCACUAAACAGGUUUGUUUCCCGGGCAGCUGACAGGUGCUCCCUCUUUUUCAAACUACUUAGGGGAAAUAAAGGGUUCGACUGGAACGAGGAAUGCAACUUAGCCUUUCAGGAGCUUAAACAGACAUUAUCAACACCUCCAGUCCUUACUAAACCUGAACUCGGUGACACGCUGCUAUUAUACUUGGCAAUUUCUCAGAACGCAGUAAGCGGUGUCUUGGUAAAGGAAAAAGGAAGAGUUCAGCAACCUAUCUACUAUGUUAGUAAAGUGCUCCUUGAUGCAGAAACACGAUACAUACUUGCGGAACAGCUCGCCCUUGCUUUAGUAGUGGCUGCUAGAAAACUACGGCCAUACUUCCAGUCACAUCCAAUUGUUGUGCUCACCAACCAACCUCUCAGACAUAUACUUCAGAAGCCGGACGUCUCAGGAAGACUACUGAAAUGGGCAAUUGAACUCGGCGAAUUUGGCAUAGAAUUCAAGCCACGGCCUGCAAUCAAGGCCCAAGCUUUGGCCGACUUCAUAGCAGAGCUCACUCUGAGAUCCUCAGAAACACCAGCAGAGAGCCUGAACUCGACCUCAGGAAUAUGGGAAAUUUUUGUUGACGGAGCAUCCAAUAGCUCGGGCUCGGGCUCGGGGGCCGGCAUUAUUAUUACAAGUCCGGACAAGAUUACGGAGAUACAAUGCGCUCUCAAAUUUGAUUUCCAGGCUACCAAUAACAAAGCAGAGUACGAAGCCAUUGUUAUUGCCCUAGAACUCGCGAAAAAUCUUGAGUGCGACCACGUCAAGGUUUUCAGUGACUCACAGCUAGUGGUCGGGCAAAUCGAGGGGUCUUUCGAAAGAAAGGAUGAAAAAAUGAGCUUAUAUUGUUUGAAAGUAAAUGACCUCCAGAGGCAGUUCAUAAGUUGUGAAAUUCGAAAGGUAGCCAGAGCCGAAAAUGCCAAAGCCGAUGCAUUAUUCAGACUCGUCUUCAUAGGUGUUGACGGGCUUGAUAGAACCGUGCACAUCAAGAUGGUUGCAGAACCAAGUAUAGCCCAGAAACCAAGUAUCAUGGACAUUGACCUUGAGCCCUCCUGGAUGGAUCCAAUAGUUGAUUACAUAAGUAAUGGCAACAUUCCUGUAGACCCUCGGCUCGCCCGAAGCAUUCGGUAUAGAGUUGCUAGAUAUUGCAUAAUCGAAGGAGUUCUGUUUCGCAGAAGUCUCACACUCCCUUAUCUAAGGUGUCUCAGACCCUCCGAGUCCCAUCAAGCAAUAACUGAAAUUCACGAAGGCAUUUGUGAGAAUCACCAAGGAGCCCGAGCUCUGGCAUAUAAGUUGAUAAGGUAUGAAUACUACUGGCCAAGUCUAAAGAAAGAUGCCACAGAUUACGUCCGGAAGUGCGACAAGUGCCAAAGGUUUGGCAACAUCAUACAUACUCCUGCUGAGGAACUGACAUCCAUUUACUACUCAGCUCCCUUCGAGCAAUGGGGAGUUGAUAUUCUUGGGCCUUUUCCCUUGGCCCGAAGACAAUUAAAAUUUGUAGCUGUGGCGGUGGAGUAUUUUACGAAGUGGGUAGAAGCCGAACCUCUAGCAACAAUUUCAGAACCGAAGCUCAGAUCAUUUAUAUGGAAGUCCAUCAUAUGCAGAUUCGGGAUACCAAGAGUCCUCAUCACAGAUAAUGGAAGACAAUUCGACAAUCCCCAGUUCAAGAACUUCUGCGCCAGCAAUGGGAUUGAUCAUCGCCUGACUUCGGUCUCACACCCACAAAGUAAUGGGUUAGCCAAAGUAACUAAUCGGAUCAUAUUGCAGGACCUCCGAAGAAGGAUAGGGGACGCCAAAGGUGAUUGGUCUGACAUGCUGCCUUCGAUACUGUGGGCAUAUAGGACUUCACACAAGACAGCAAUUGGUGAAACACCAUUUAUGCUAGCUUUUGGACUUGAGGCUAGCAUUCCAAUUGAGGUUAGCCUCCCCACAAUAAGAAAGCUCGAGACAAAUAAGAAGACACAGACUACCGAACAUCUCGACUUACUUGAGGAGGUAAGGGAGCAAGCUUCCCUUAGGACUGCAAGUUACCAAAACAGAACGGCAAAGCACUUCAAUAAGAAGAGCCGGCGAUCUUGUCCAAAGGAAAGCAGAAGCCGUCGGGCACCAACCAGGGAGACUUGGGCCAACAUGGGAAGGACCCUACGAGGUCAUAAGAAAACUUAG